Messenger RNA from Bombyx mandarina (wild silkworm), 909 nucleotides. RefSeq names its product serine protease snk. NCBI's taxonomy places the organism in Eukaryota, Metazoa, Arthropoda, Insecta, Lepidoptera, Bombycidae. Gene Ontology annotation, biological process: proteolysis. Gene Ontology annotation, molecular function: serine-type endopeptidase activity. The record is from RefSeq and is a predicted model, not a curated record.
AUGGUAAUAUUGAGGUUAUUCUUAGUCUAUUUGGCCGUGAACUUUGUGGACCUCGUUGGAGAAAAGGCAUUCCAGGCAUGUCAACAAUACGGUCAAACCAUGUUGGAGUGCCACAACAUUCUAUACCCCUCAGCUAGAGUGAGAAUUCCAAUUGACAUUCUCUUAUACCCACACAUGGUCCUCAUUGGGUUUAGAAAGGAAAUUCAAGACGCACCAGUCUGGAAAUGUGGUGGAACUUUGAUCAGUAACACUUGGGUUCUAACAGCAGCUCAUUGUGCUGAGGACCCGCAUGAAGGACCCGCCAGUGUAUUAAGAGUUGGUACAGCGACCUUCGAAUUUGAUGAAGUGGAUGAACUUGCCCAAGAACGAACCGUACUUAAGGUUAUCUCCCAUCCACAAUACGAACCUCCUUCGAAAUAUAAUGAUAUAGCGCUAAUGAAGGCUAAUCCUCCCUUCCUAUUAACAAGAGAUAUUAGAAUAGCUUGCCUCCCAUCUGAUGAUAAGGAGAAUUAUAAAAGUUUGACUGCAACAGGAUUUGGCGUCACUUAUUCCGGUGCGAUGAAAGGCAGCGAGACUCUCAUGAGUGUGGAUGUAAGUAUAGUUAACCGGAGUUUCUGUAACCAAUCGAUGAAAUACUUGAUCAAGAGGAAGAUUUUGGCUCGUGGGAUAAUCGAAACUCAAUUAUGCGCUGGUGAUUUUGAGCACGGCGGUAAAGAUACGUGCCAGGGUGAUUCGGGCGGCCCUCUCCAAGUAAUGGAAGACGGAGUGGACUGUAUUCACACGUUCCCUCUGCACACAGUGGUAGGAGUGACAUCUUUCGGACGGGAUUGCGGAAGAAAACUGUCUCCGGGAAUUUAUACUAAAGUAUCUGAAUACGUCGAAUGGAUUGAAGGCAUCGUUUGGCCGUGA